AUGCCUGUGGAAGACACAGCAUUUUGGGUCAUGUUGGGUACUCUUACUCGCGGGCAUACGCAUGUCAUUGGGAACAAAGAGCAGGCUACCAUGCCGAAGCGGUACGAGCCGGAACCGCAUUUGUCUACUGAAGGAGGUACAUUCAUGAAGAUACUCGUCGCAUCGACGAUACAUCUUGUCCUGGAGCACCUGGCCUUACCUGGAAUUUCCGUAGAGGACACUGCGGUGCCUACAAAUCUUGCGGCGACCUCUCUUCGUUUCGAAGACGACAUCACAAAGCAUCUCCCAGAGAAUCGAACGUCCAAACCGGAUGAGUGGGAUGGAAAGGUCCUCAGGGACGAGGACUAUUCCUCACAGGAUUUUCUCCCGAGAGAGCAGAGCCGCUACAAUGCCCUUAAAGGUCGGCUGCGCCCCAUCGUUGAGACACCCAUGGUGGAAGACUCUCAAGCAUCGUCAGCGACACAACCACAGCAUUUACCCCUUGCUGCAAACGAUGAAACUUCCGAUGUUCGCGAAUCUGUUGUCGCGCUCUUAUACGCUGUGGCGGAGUUGGACGUAGAGGCGCUCUACAGAGUCAAGCUGUUCUCCGAGAUGUGGAAGUCUGCCACCUCGUGGCCUAGUUUUACUGCCCAAGAGUUCCUCAUCACCACCUUUUUGAAUCGUCUUACCAAGAUUCGGAAUACAGACAUUCGCGAAGCUAUCGAAAACUGGGCAGCCAUUAGCUCUAAUCGCGAGAGCGAGGUAUAUGAACUCAUUCAUAACCGAGAUGAGACAUCCAACGCUCAGCCGUCCACCGGAGAUCUCCUCAUCCUCGAAGAAGGUUCAGUCACCACGCUCGGCAUCUCGCAAAAUGACCUCUCGAAUCUCUGUACAAGCUACGACCACCGGUUACUCGAAAAGAUUGGCAACCUUUUGCGCUACACAAAGAUCUCUCCCGCAGGAGAUUCUACUAGUACAAAACGCUUCAUCGACGUCGGAAAGGCCCUUCCUCAGACCGUCUUUCGUCUGCUUCCCCAUCUGGCUUUCGAGGGGAUGCUUUACUCGCCUCGUACUGCCAUCAUUCUCGCAAUCGUCGCAAUCACUGCUGGAAUUCCACAUCUCGAGCGGCCCGCUCGUGGUGUGGUCGAAGGUAUGGCGGGUAAAUGGAUCGAUGCACGAACUCCAGAAAACUUUACGACGCAAUUCAUUUCCUUUAUCCUUUCCGCUCCGUGUUCAGAGGAAGCUUUAUCCUCUGAAGAACGCGCACUGUACCUCAAUAUGGCGCGGUACGCAUAUCUGGAGGAGCAACUGGAUAUAAAGCUCCAGGCGCGCGUACCGUGGACACCAAUGAAGACCCGCGGCAUCGGCGAUAGGAAGCGAGUGUGUGAAGGAUGCGGUAUCCGUCGUUCGGAGACGAUGAUGCAUCAAGUUGGAUCGUACGAAGAUGGAGGAAAGGCAGGGAACGACGAAGCCAUGCGAUGUGGGAUGUGCGUCGACUCUGACAAAAAUCCACAAGAUUGGCGAGAUCUCGGCGAAAUUCAUAGUUGCUGGGUGGAAUGCUCUGAGCGUUGGUGUCGAGCUCAGUAUGUCAUCGAAGACGAGGAUGGUCUGCGAAUACCUCCUCGAUGUUACUAUUGUCGUAAACGAAAGCCGUGUCCCUGGAUCGAAUGCACCGUUUGCGCAAACCGCAUCGUCCUCCCAAAAUCAUACCGCAUCCCGCCAGACGACACCCUCGAUUCUUUCGUCUGCCCACCAUGUCGCAAUGAGAAGCACACCGGCCACAAGACUAUUGUUCCAAGGCUUACCACCCUGCGUUCCAUCCUCUUCGCCAAUGCAUAUCGCGUCGAAUGGCUUGGCGUCCAGCCGUUUAGAGAGGUUUUCCGUGGACGGACUACGUUCAUGCUCUGGGAACUGUAUGGCAAUGACAUCUUUGCGCCUGCUCCACCGCUCGCCUCGUCACCCCCUCCUUCCCCAGCCUCCACUCGAACAAUGCCUACCAGGAGGAUGCAACUCAAUGGAAAGAAACUGUUAAACGCAGCCGAGAUAAAGGACGAGCUCGAUGCAGGAGUGGAGCGCCGAUUGCACGUUAGGACGGUUCUUUGUCCGAUUACGUUUGAACACGUCCCAGAAUCCGAGUUAACUCGGGUGUGUUUGAACGACGCAUGUGACUUCCUGGCCAGUCUCAAAGGCCUGAAGCGCUGGUACACAGAUGAUUCGCCGCGUGCCGAUCCAUCGUUUUCGUUCGACUUCUUCCACGCAGAAUCAUCUCAGUGGCAUCCAAACUCUGUUGAGCCUUCGUUGAGUGCCGACAUCAACCAACCAUGCUCACAGAGUCACGACCUUUCAGUAAAGAACUGCCGACAAGUUCUUGAAUCGGGUCAAUCUGCUGCAGAUUAUCACGCAGCACUCCUCUGGGAACGCUUUCUGAAGCAACAACCGGGGGACGAGGCUUCCUUGAUAUCAAAUCCAAUCAGCCUUGAAAUGCGGACUCGUUCCCUUUUUGCGCAUACGGGUGACCAGGUGAGCGGAUUGAGGACUGAGGAGCUUGUGUCGCAUAAUAUUCGAUUCGGAUCGCCUCCUUCACAAUAUCUCGAAGACUUCGGUAACGGUUCGGAUUCGACUUGUGUCUCAGUGAUUCGUGGCUCGGGCUCGGGAUUCAAUGAUGUGUAUGAGCAGACGUAUGCUGACCAUGUCCAUCUUCAAAGGGGCGGUCUCGGGUUUCGUGAUCAAAGCCAGACGUUACAACCUCGACACACGCCUUCUUCCUACCCCGUACGGGCACCGGAUUGGGAUUAUCACCUAUCUUCGAAAGCACCGACAGGCUCCGUUCCCUCAAAACGUCAUUCGACUAGCUCGCCAACAGCGAUCUCUCCACCACUAUCAAAAAGGGCCACCAGACGGAGCCGGCAACAAUACUCCAAGUUUGCGAGCGUCGAAGCGCUCUUAUUGACACUCCCAACUCUCAAUAGGAGUGAGGCUCACAUCGAGUUUCUUGAUCUCUUCCUCCGCAGUGAUCACUACCGGCUCGACCUCCUGGAGCCUGUUGCGGGGAGCGCGGAAGCAUAUCAGUUCCAGACGUUUGGGCACGACUCUUUACAGAACAUCAAGUCAGGAUCGUCGAUUUUGCUUGCCCUCGUCGAGAUUCGUGAUCGGGCUUAUCGGUGGCUCUGGGAUGCGUGCGAGGUUGUUUGA
Serendipita indica DSM 11827 is the source of this 3171-nucleotide messenger RNA. The record is from the annotation of a GenBank genome assembly. Lineage: Eukaryota; Fungi; Basidiomycota; Agaricomycetes; Sebacinales; Serendipitaceae.